Messenger RNA from Myotis myotis, 511 nucleotides. RefSeq names its product phospholipase A2 group IB (gene PLA2G1B). The record is from RefSeq and is a predicted model, not a curated record. Gene Ontology annotation, molecular function: phospholipid binding; calcium ion binding; signaling receptor binding. Lineage: Eukaryota; Metazoa; Chordata; Mammalia; Chiroptera; Vespertilionidae. The coding region runs from base 1 to 447 and encodes 148 amino acids. Gene Ontology annotation, biological process: arachidonate secretion; positive regulation of fibroblast proliferation; fatty acid biosynthetic process. The transcript has 4 exons.
AUGAAACUCCUUGUGCUGGCUGCUCUGCUCACAGUGUGUGCCGCCGAGGGCGGCGUCAGCCCGCGGGCCGUGUGGCAGUUCCGCAACAUGAUCAAGUGCACGAUGCCUGAGAGCGACCCCUUGAGAGAUUACAACAACUACGGCUGCUACUGCGGCCUGGGCGGAUCCGGCACCCCCGUGGAUGAGCUGGACAAGUGCUGCCAGACACACGACCGCUGCUACGACCAAGCCAAGAAGCUGGACACCUGCAAAUUCCUCCUGGACAACCCCUACACCAAAAGCUACUCGUACAAGUGCUCGGGCUCGGAGAUCGUCUGCAGCAGCAAAAACAAGCCCUGCCAGGCCUUCAUCUGCGAGUGCGACCGCAAUGCUGCCAUCUGCUUUUCCAAGGCCCCUUACAACAAGGAGCACAAGAACCUGAACACCAAGAAGUUCUGCCAGGACUGAGCGCCGCCCGCCUCCGUACCGCCUUGUCCCUGUGGCUGUCGCCUUCCACGGCGCCCGCCCUCCA